UGUUGGUCUUUCACAGUUGGUGACGAGUAUUAUGAAAAUGGCCUCGACCCUGCCCGCAACCACGAUUAACCGGAGAAGAUGACGGUGUUGAGGUUUUUAAGUCAGUGUAACACCAAAGUGUCUUCUUUGAACACGUAGAGAACAGUGAAGUUAACAGAAACAAAGAGACUGUCGGCGGAGAAACGACUAGAAACACCACAGACCAUCGCCUAUUUUCGUAGGGCUGAGGAGCCGCUAUGGAGGAUAUCAACUCAAAUAUCAACGCGGACUUGGAGGUGCGGAAGCUCCAGGACUUGGUGAAGAAACUCGAACAGCAAAAUGAACAGCUUCGGAGUCGGUCGACGAUGUUGUCCUCGUCCGGAGCGAUGUCAGGGAACCACAGACCCCUCAGCGACGGAUACGACUCGUCGUCUCUGACAGCGGGGAUGGCAGCCGGUCUGGCCGGCUUCCCUGGGGUGGGGUUCGUCGGAACGGGAGGCUACGGUGGGCUGUUGGAGAAUAACCGCUGUUUGAGCCCCAGACUGUCUUACGACGGAAUCAGUUUCAGGAGGGCGUAUGAUUAUGAGGGGGCAUCGGCUGCCGCCUCUCUGCCGAGUAUGAACUCACGUUAUUCAGACAUCGGGGUUUAUUCAGACGAAGGGGAAACAUCGAUCCUAGACGAAGUGGAAAUAUUAGACCUCGAAGACAUGGAUUGUCUAAACGAAGACGAGGACAGCUGGCUGUACGAGGCAAAAGUGAACAGUCCCCUGCAAAAAGCCUUGAGUCCUAUUGUGUGGUGCCGCAAAGCCCUUGACAACCCCAGUCCUGAGAUGGAAUCAGCCAAGCGCUCACUCAUCCACAGACUGGACCUCACCAUGUCAGCCAACAAGCGCAGGAGCCUGUAUGGAAGCCCCUACAACCAGCAGGGCUAUGGAAGCCCAUAUAGCACAAACGCAGCCAACAGCCCGUACAGCAGUGGCUUCAACUCCCCCUCCUCAACCCCCAGCAGAGUGCCCAUUGUCAGACAGCAACUAAUGCCCGGGAAUGCAGCACACCAGCGAAAUGCAACAGCAGAGAGGAAUCCUCCAGCUGUGAGCCCGCAGUCAUCAGUGGACAGUGAACUGAGCACCUCAGAAAUGGAUGAGGACUCAGUGGGCUCCUCAAAUACCUACAAACUCAAUGAUGUCACUGAUGUCCAGAUACUGGCACGCAUGCAGGAAGAGAGUUUGAGACAAGAUUACGCUGCAACAGCAUCAAGGCGGAGCUCAGGUUCGUCCUGCCACUCAUUGCGGCGCAGCACCUUCAGUGACCAGGAGCUGGAUGCACACAGUUUGGAGGAUGAAGAAGAGGCGGUGCACCCGGCCUUCCACCUGCCCUCCAACCGCUUCAGCCCCUCCCCUCGACACUCUCCCCGCGCCUCACCUAGGAAUUCGCCCCGCUCUCGCUCCCCUGCCCGCUCUAUCGAAUACAGCCACAGCCGUGGCUCGCCUCAGCCCAUCAUUAGCCGCCUGCAGCAGCCUCGCCACUCGCUGCAGGGCCACGGGCACGACUUGCAGACCAAUGUGGUGAAGAAUGAAGAAAAGCUGCGUCGUAGUCUUCCCAACCUCACACGCUCCUCAGCAGCGACAGCCCAGGCCCCAGAGCCCGUCAAGAACAGCCGCAGCUGUGAGUCCAACCUGCAAGUGCCAAACGGUGGCUCUCCUCGACACCAGAACCAGUCUGCUACAGCAGCUCAACUCCCGAGAUACUCGACCCCUUCUCGCUCCUCCCCGAAACCUAAACAGCACCUCCAAAGUCCUACUGCCCUGAGAGGUAACGGCCUGUUCGUAAAUCAGCUGGAGGCUGUGAAAUUGAUCUCACUCACAGUCAUUUGCACAGUUUAUGACAUAUUAAAGUUGCCUGUGUACUUAAGGCAUAGACUGCUGAUGCACAUAGAGUGUAUAUGGUGAAAAGGCUAUGUUCUAUGGAGCUGAAAUGGAUUUGAAGAAGAUGCGUUAAUGCACUAGUUGCCAGCUUUGAGACUGUGAGGUAAAUCUGUGUGCAGGUUUAGCCUCUGUUUUUGUUGCUUUCUUUGUGAGGAAAAAAGAAAGAAGUGGAGCAGGGUGGUUGUUGGCAGAGUUGAGCUUGAGUUUCUAACUCCUACGAGUAUGCCAUCAUACUAAAAGGAGUUAACGUUCACAGUUUAAAGGAGCAGUGUGGAGGAUUUAGCGGUAUCUAGUGGUGAGGAUUGCAGAAUGCAACCAAACGUGAACUUCUGGUUAGGAUUCCCUCAGUGUUCAUUGUUCAGGAGGUUUUUACUUGGAGCCAAAUUAUCCACAGAGGUGUCCUU
Epinephelus lanceolatus (giant grouper) is the source of this 2308-nucleotide messenger RNA. The record is from RefSeq and is a predicted model, not a curated record. Lineage: Eukaryota; Metazoa; Chordata; Actinopteri; Perciformes; Serranidae.